Messenger RNA from Podarcis lilfordi (Lilford's wall lizard), 5535 nucleotides. The record is from the annotation of a GenBank genome assembly. NCBI's taxonomy places the organism in Eukaryota, Metazoa, Chordata, Lepidosauria, Squamata, Lacertidae.
GCUGUUUAAAGGGGAAGCACCUUUUGUCUGCGCCCGUCCCUUUUCCAGCCCGUGGCUGCGGGAGAGGUAAGUCGGAGGAGCCCAAAGGUCCCUGUGGCUCUCCCGUAGCAGAGCAGCGUCCCCUUUAUGUACACGGCUGGAUAAUGCCCGUCGCACACGUGAGUGGGCACGUGUGCAGGGGUUGGGAGUGUCAGGCGGAGCAAGUCCCUGCGCAUUUUACUGAAGAGUAAUCCCACUUCAACCCAGCGGGCUUCAUUUCAAAGCAGGUAUGCCUGUGGUUUUCGGUGGGAGGGAACAACCCCCUGUGCAUUUUACUGAGAAGUAAGCCCACUUUAUUAAGUAGGGUGCAUUUCCAUAUGAAGGUGUAUAAUCUUGCAGUCUCGCGUAUUUAUUCAGGAUCAAUCCCACAACUCGGUGGGGGCUUUACUUCCAAGUAGACACAGAUAGAACCAUAGAAUUAGUAGAGUUGGAAGGGACCUUUGAGGAUCAUCUAGUCCAGCCCCCUGCAGUGCAGGAAUAUACAGCUGUCCCUUGUGGGGAUCAAGCCUGCAACCUCCGUGUCAUCAGCACCACGCUGUAACCAACUGAGCUCUCUGGUGAAUGAGAUCAGUACAGUUUAUUGGCACACUUUAUUACAAUUGGGAAAGAUUGAGGGCACAAGGAGAAGGGGACGGCAGAGGACAAGAUGGUUUGACAGUGUUCUCAAAGCUGUGAACAUGAGUUUGACCAAACUGCAGGAGGCAGUGGAAGACAGGAGUGCCUGGCGUGCUCUGAUCCAUGGGGUCACGAAGAGUCGGACACGACUAAACGACUAAACAACAACAACAAUUAUAAUCAGGGUGGCCAAAUGCUAAGGAGAACAGGCUUCUUUAAUAGUUGUACAGAAGGAAUUUCAGCAUGUGAAGUGUCUUGGGCUUUUUUCGGGGGGGGGGCGUGCAGUGGGGUAGGAAGUCAGAGAAAGGAGGCUCCCCCCUGUUGAACAAUUGUGGGUUUGAACUAUUUAAGAUCAUUUGUUGUUGUUUUUUUGCACAGCACUGAAAAACAGCAUCAAAACAUUGCAAUCCAGAAUAUUUAUACAUGGGUGAUAGGUAACGUUAGUUAGAGUUGAAAACAAUUGAUUUAUUUAGGGCGUUGAUUUUAAUGGCUUGACAUUAUAUAUCGCUGAUAAUGAGGAGGAUUAAAUGUGAACAAUUUCUCUUCCCAGUAUGUUUUGACAUAAGCCUGGCUAUGACUGCAUUAUGUACAGACUAACUUGGGAGUAUGUGCCACAAUCCUAUCCAUGUCUCUUCAGAUGUGAAUCCCAUUGAACAAGAGGAGACUAGAGAGAGCUAAAUAAGUGGUUUACAGAAUUUUUUUAUUUCACACACAAACUAGACAGUAAUCUCCCCAUAUUUGGCAGCUUUUAAAACUUGGAACUUAUGAAAUCCAGUUUAAGGGCCUCCAUAGCUAGCUCCCUUGGUAUAGCUGAGAGAGAAGAGCAAAAUAGGAGUCUAAUUACUAACCUUAUAAUCAGGAUUGUGCAUCGUAGUAACCAAAGAGCUCUAAUGAUAGGAUUUCCUGUCUUUUUUAUUAUGAUUGUGAAUCUUGUGCUUACUUUACAUUUUUUGUACAAUAUAAUAUGCUAUUUGUAUUGUAUUGUAUUAAUUUGUUGCUUUGGUGAGGAGUGAAGGAAGAGAGUGGCUUUGGUGAGGAUGGCUAGUGGACAAAUUAAGUGAGCAGGGGACAGAGUCUCAUAUUUGCUUCAUUACAUGCUUUAUUUUGUAGCUCAGUUAACAUUAUCAUCAAUCAUCAUGUUUCAGGCAUGAUUCACACUGUCUCCUCUCUUCCUUCCAUCAGAUAAUGGAGAUGUGAAGAAUAAUCUCAAGGUAGAAAUGUCUGAACAACAGAAACAGAUUGAGAUAUUGGUGAAACCACUGGACGAGAACAUGUCUCAGUGCCAUGUCAAGGCAGAAGCUGCUGAACAGCAACAUGGAUUGUCAAGCCAACAGGGGAAGCCCAUGGGGUUGGGAGUGGAUGAGUCCACCCUGGGUGAGGAAAGCUUCAAGGACCAAAGCGAAAUCUCAGCCCAGGGAGAGAUGGAAAAAGACAAGGGACUAGUAAUUUUAGAAGAAGAGAAGAAUGCAAACCUCAUUACUUGUGGGAGGAACCUUACGGCAGUGAAAUUGUAUGGAUGCUCAGACGGUGGAAACUCCUCCUGUAUGACCUCUGAAAAUCAAUGGGAUCAUACUGCAAGGGAGGAAAUAUACACAUCUUUGGACUUUGGGGACUCCUUUGGUAUGGAUGCUGGCUUUAUCAAGCAUUGUGGAACCCACACAGGAGACAAAACGUUUCAAUGCUCGGACUGUGGGAAGAGCUGUGAAACAAAAACCCAGUUGCUUGCGCAUAUGAAGAUGCACACAGGGGGAAACCCACUUAGAUGCACCAUCUGUGGGAAGAGCUUCUCUCAGAACAGAGACCUCUCUACUAAUGAGAGAAUCCACACAAAAGACAAAAUGUUUAUGUGCUCAGAAUGCAAUAAAUCCUUCCCCAACAACACUGAAUUUGGACGUCCCCAACCCCAGAAAGGGGAGGAACCAUAUAAAUGUUUGGACUGUGGAAGAUCCUUCACUCUGAACUCUGACUUUCGUAAACAUCACAGAACCCACACGGGAGGGAAACCACAUAAAUGCCCAGACUGUGGCAAGACUUUUGAUAAGAAAUUUAAGCUAGUGACGCAUGUGAGAAUCCAUACUGGGGAGAAACCUUUUAAGUGUUUGGACUGUGGGAAAAGCUUUGCUCAGAAGGGGAACCUUGUGGUUCAUGAGAGAAGCCAUACUGGCGAGAAACCAUACAAGUGCUUGGAUUGCGAGAAGUCCUUCAGUGUGAAUGCAGACCUUAUUAGACAUCACAGAAUACACACAGGGGAAAAGCCAUUCAAAUGCCCAGAGUGUGGGAAAUUCUUCAGGACACACUCUGAAAUGUUCAGACAUCAGAGAACUCACCCAGGAAACAAACCAUACGACUGCUGGGACUGUGGCAAAACCUUUAGUCAGGAAGCCCACCUCGUGGCACACCUGAGAAUCCACACUGGGGAGAAGCCCUACAAAUGCCCAGACUGUCGGCAAAGCUUUGCCCAGAAAGGGAACCUUAUUCUUCAUCAGAGGACCCACAUGGAAGAGAAGCCGUAUAAAUGCUUGGACUGUGAGAAAUCCUUCCGUGCAAAAUCUAAGCUCAUAGAGCAUCAGAGGCUUCACACCGGGGAGACGCCCUAUGAUUGCUCAGACUGCGGUAAAAGCUUCAGCCGGAAAGGGAGCCUCCUUGCCCACAUGCACUUCCAUUCCGGGAAGAAGCCAUAUGAAUGCUCCAUUUGUGGGAAAUCCUUCAUUAUGAACUCUGAUCUCCUUAGACAUCAGAGAACUCACACAGGAGAGAAACCGUACAAGUGCUCAGAUUGCGAUAAAAGCUUUAGUCGGAAAGACGGCCUGCUCAAACACCUGGUGAUCCAUUCUGGGACAGAAUUGCACAUUCAGGAAAAGCCAUACGAAUGCUUGCACUGUGGCAGGAGUUACAAUUACAAACAGAACCUCAUUGUGCAUAGGAGAACUCACACUGGAGAAAAGAGAUUUAAAUGCACAGACUGCGGUAAAACCUUCAACACAAACUCUGAACUUACCAAACAUCGGAGAAUGCACACGGGGGAGAAGCCGUACAAGUGCUCUGAUUGUGGGAAAAGCUUCGCCCAGAGGGGAGGCCUGGUUGCCCACAAGAGGACUCACACGGGAGAGAAGCCGUACAAAUGCACCGUUUGUGGGAAAUGUUUUAGUCUGAGCUCUUGCCUGAUUAGACACCAGCAAAUCCACACAGGGGAGAAACCCUAUCAGUGCCUAGACUGCGGACAGUGCUUUACUCACAAAAGGAACCUUGUCAAACACGCUGCCAGCCACCAAGAAGAAAAACCAUAUAACUGCUCAGAAUGUGGGAAAAGUUUUGGGAUAAGUUAUCACCUCGUUCAGCACCAGCAAAUCCACUCAGGAGAGAAACCGUAUAAAUGCUUGGAAUGUGGGCAGAGUUUCACUCGCAAGAGAAACCUUGUGGUACAUGUGAGAAGCCACACGUCAGAGAAGCUCCACAAAUGCCCAGGCUGUGGGAAAAGUUUCCCUCACAAAAAUAAUCUUGUCGAGCAUAUGGGAAUGCAUGCAAGGGAGAAACCGCAGGAGUGCCCAGAAUGUGGGGAAAGUUUCACUGAUCUCCUUGUUCUUAUUAAGCACAGAAGAAUCCACACAGAGACAGCCUUGGAGGAGUCUUCCUAUUGGGAGAAGAUACUCUGUUGAAACGUGCAUGAUCUUUUACUGCAUAUUAGAGAAAUUAUACUGUAGGAGAUGCUUAGACUCAAGAAGGCCGUUAGGAAGUGUGAAAUCGGAACCAGUGAGGGUGGUGAAUGUCCUGCGUGAGUGUCUGGAGGAGGAUGGAGGAGGGAUGGUGGUUGAUAGGUUGAGGCUGAAUCCCAACGAGAUAGAAGUACUGUUUCUGGGGGCCAGGGAGCAGGCAGAUGUGACAGACACCCUGGUCCUGAAUGGGGUAACUCUGCCCCUAAAGGACCAGGUGGCCAGCCUGGGGGUCAUUUGGUCUCAAAACUGCUCAUGGAGGCACAGGUAAAUUCUGUGUUCAGGGCAGCUGUCUACCAGCUCCAUCUGGUACCCUGGCUGAGACGCUACCUGCUCGCCAACUGUCUUGCCAAAGUGGUAUGUGCUUUGAUUAUCUUCCGCUUGGACUACUGCAAUGUGCUGUACGUGGGGCUACCUUUGAAGGUGACUCAGAAACUACAUGUAAUCCAGAAUGUGGACUGGUGUCUGGGAGCAGCCACUGGGAACAUAUAGCACUGGUUCUAAAGAAGAAGAAGAGUUUGGAUUUGAUAUCCCGCUUUAUCACUACCCGAUGGAGUCUCAAAGCGGCUAACAUUCUCCUUUCCCUUCCUCCCCCACAACAAACACUCUGUGAGGUGAGUGGGGCUGAGAGACUUCAGAGAAGUGUGACUAGCCCAAGGUCACCCAGCAGCUGCAUGUGGAGGAGCGGAGACGCGAACCCGGUUCCCCAGAUUACAAGUCUACCGCUCUUAACCACUACACCACACUGGCUCUACGUGGUCUCCCAGUAUGUUUCUGAGCACAGUUUAAAGUGUUGGUGUUGACCUUCCAAGUCCUAAGCAGCUUCUGCCCUGUAUACCUGAAGGAAUAUUCCAUCCCCAUCAUCCAGCCUGUAAACUGAGGUCCAGUACGGAGGGUCUUCUGGUGGUUCCCUCUCUGUGAGAAGUAAAGUUACAGGGAACCAGGCAAAGGGCCUUUUUUUGUAGUGACUGGACCGCCCUCCCAUCAGAUGUCAAUGAAAUACACAGCUAUAUGACAUUCAGAAGGCACCUGAAGGCAGCCUUAUAUAGGGGAUGCCUUUACUGUUUGAUGUUUUACUGUGUUUUUAUAUUCUGUUGGAAACUGCCCAGAGUGGAUGGGGCAACCCAGUCAGAUGGGCAAUGUACAAAUAAUAAAAUUAUUAUUAUUAUUA